Molecule: messenger RNA, 813 nt
Organism: Psilocybe cubensis
Lineage: Eukaryota; Fungi; Basidiomycota; Agaricomycetes; Agaricales; Agrocybaceae
Exons: 2
Coding region: 1-813 (270 amino acids)
Source: RefSeq, a predicted model, not a curated record
AUGUCAGCACAGAACCAUGACGAUAACCUUGCUGCCGCCAAUGGCGGCUAUGACCGCGAUAACGGCGGCGACAACUUCCCUGCCACUGCUACUGCCACUGCCGACAACGGCGACAACUUCCCUGCUGCUGCAGGUGGCCACAUCUAUGACUUUCCCGCCGCUGCAGGUGGCUACACAGACUUCCCUGGUGACCUGGCAGGCAACAACAUUGGAGACAGUUCUGCUCUAGAUACCAGUGCCAAUGGAACAGCUGGUUCUCCUAGGGCUUCUUUUGCCCCUGCUCCAAUGGAUCCAAGCUCUUUUGCAGUCACUGGGUUUGAGGCGGACGACCUUGACGAACUCGUCAAGAGCAUGGUCGAGGCUAAGCUUAAGGAAUCAAGAAAGGAACUUGAAGCACAGGCCGCCGCCUUGCAAAAGCGAGAGGCUUUGUUGAUUAAUGGAGAGAUACAAACCCGCUUGGAGAUGGAGAGACAGGUUCAAAGCCUGAGGAACCAACUGAUGGCCGCAGAGCGGGCAGCUACAAGAUCAAACGCGGCCGCACCACGUAAAAAACGUAAACAGCAGUCUCGCCAAUCCACUCUUCCAGAUAUCCAGAAUACAGGACCCCCUGCUCACAAUACACGCUCAAUGACGGCUGCCCGUGGGGCUGUUGACUCUGAGCCUCUCCCUUCCAAUGACGCAUCUAUGACUUCGGUGGCAACACCCGCAAUGCCUGCAACAGCGCCUCCGCCUGCACCUCCCCCUGCUUCCAAUCUAACACCCGCAAUGCCUGCAGGAGCGCCUCUGCCUGCACCCCCCCUGCUUCCAAUCUAA